CUCCCGCCGCCUGAGUGAUAUGUUAAAAGAUAGUUCCUAUUACGUGCCUCUAUAUAAAUUCAUCAAAAAUACAGUGGGGACAUUAUAAUAAACCGAAUAAAAAUAAAGACUUGGCCUAAAGGUCUAGAUACCCGGCCAAAAACUAAAAAAAAAAAAUGUCAGUCACUAGUCUGUAGUCAAAGCGUUUUAAAUUUGAAUAACUUGAACUUGACUUACGGUUUACCGAAAAAGUACAAUAAUAAACUUGAAAAUACGGACAUAGAUGAACAAAAAUUGAUUGGUUUAUGGUGAUAAAAUGCAAAGUACAAUAAAAGAGAUUUUGGACUCUUUAGGGUGUAAUUUAGAAGUAGAUACAGUAUCAAACUAUUUACAAAAUGAUCCAAAUUAUGGCAUCAAUGUUAUUUCAAGCAAACAAGCGAAUGAAUAUGCACAAAGGCUGGCAUUAAAAGCUUCCAACUCAAAAGUGUUCUUAAAAAAAUAUGAAGAGCUUAGAAACCGCAAUGUUGAAAAUUUGUCAAACAUAAUAGUAAUAUGCUACAAAUUAGUGUGUGAUGACAAAAAGUUUAAAACAUCAAAACCAAAAGUUGCUCCUAAACCAGCAAUAGGAGACAAUAAACAUCAAAUUACCAAAGAUGAUUUACCCCAGAUAAAGGAUAAACUGCUCAAAGCUGUUGAUGAAAGUAAAAAGCUUGUCAUGAAGUCAUUUGAAGAAAAAGAGGUUAAGCUUAUGCCAAAUUGGUAUAAUAGUUUAGAUUUGCCUAAUUGGCAAAAAGAACAUCCUUUUAUGUCCUGGGACUUUCCAAAAGAGCCUUUACCUAUUGUAGCCUCAUUGGCUGGUAUACCAGUCCUGUCUCAAGAAAACAUUAUAAUUGAUGAACUUCUUUAUGUAUUUACUGGUGUUCCUGGAAAUUACAUAGUCCAUAAACCAGUGAAAGAUGUGUAUGAACCAAGACAAUUUAUAAUAUCUGAUGAUUUGGAUGAUGCUUUGAAGCAAAUAGUUCAGCAGAUGUUACCAGUUGCAUCAAAUUAUUCAAUUGUGAGAAGAUUUAUUGAGAACUGUGAUAUGUGGUCUGGGCAGGUCCUCCAUGCGCUAGUUGCUGCUAUAGAGAUUCUAUUGAAGGAUUAUUAUACUAUGAUAGCACAAUUAGAAACAGAACACAUGACUGGUGGUCUGACCCUGCAAAAGUUAUGGUAUUUCGUUUUGCCGACCAUGCAUACCAUGCAAGUUUUAGCAUCUAUUGUAACCAACAUUGGCAAGAGUGAAGUCCGCGGUGGCGCAGUAUUGACAGUACUUCAUGAGAAGACGAGUACAUUAAUGGGUGAUGCGCGUGCGCAAGAAAUAGCUCUUUUCCUUACAGAACGCGCUUGUCGUCCUUACCUCGAUAUAUUGGAUAGAUGGAUACAUAAGGGCAGUGUUAACGAUCCCUUCCAUGAAUUCAUGAUCGAAGAUAACGAAUUGAUAAACAAAGAAGAGUUACCUUUGGACUACUCGGCUGACUACUGGGAGAAGAGAUAUAGCAGUCAGAGAGAUAGAGUUCCAAAGUUUCUUGACAAGUUUACUGAUAUUAUUCUACGGACGGGCAAAUACCUAAAUGUUAUCAGCCAAUGCGGAAAGUCAAUAACUAAAACGAAUACAGAAGAGAUUAAAUACUCUCUACGUGAACAAAACUAUGGGGCGAUCAUACAACGUGCGUAUUCGUACGCGAGCAAAUCCUUAUUGGAACUACUUCUAAAGGAAUACGACCUCAUGGGGAGGUUGAAAUCUGUGAAAAAUUACUUUUUAAUGAGCCAAGGUGACUUUAUUGUCCAGUUCAUGGAUGCAACAGAGCAAGAGUUGUCGAAGAAGAUAGACGAUAUUAUACCGUCGAAACUGGAGUCGUUGCUUGGACUCUGUUUGCGGUUAUCAUCAGCCCGUCACGACCCAUACAAUGAGGAUAUGCGAGUUGAAUUAUCUCCUUAUGAUCUCCAGUUCCAGAUGUUUAAAAUAUUGUCAAUUGAAACUGAAGAAGAGCAUGAGUAUAAGCAGAACAAAGACUGUCCUCCCCUUACGGGUAUAGAAACUUUCUCGUUCGGUAUGGAGGUGAAGUGGCCGGUUUCACUCAUAAUUAACCACAAAGCCAUCGCCUGCUACCAGAUGAUAUUCAGACAUCUCUUCUUCUGCAAACACGUGGAAAGACUGCUUUGUCGAGUGUGGCUAUACAACAAAGUGGUGAAAAGAUUCUCAGAAGCCCGUCUGUACGCGGACGCGUUCGCUCUUCGCCAGCGUAUGUUGAGUUGCGUACAACACUUGCAAUACUACAUGUGCGUGGAAGUUAUCGAGCCAUCCUGGUGUCAUCUCAUUCAGAGCCUGGAUAAUGUGAACAACGUAGAUGAAGUCCUGGAGCGUCACAAUGAUUUCUUGGAGUCCUGUCUCGGUGAUUGUAUGCUGACGAGCCCACAGCUGCUCAAGGCGUUCACGACUCUCCUUCUUGUUUGCGUGCAAUUUUGCACCUUUAUCCAGGAGAUGCACAAGUACUUCGUGGAUGCAGAGCUUAACAGUAUGCUCGGAACUACGUAUGACAAUACAGAUUAUAUUGAGGAGAACACGUGUGGUACAACGAGCAGUGGUUCAGCAGACUCCUUCUCUCAGUCCGUGUCCAGAUACGGCCUUCGUUUUACGGCGGGAUUACUCUCCGUACUCGCUAUUAUUGAGAGGAUGGCCCGCGACAAUAACACCAACAAACUUCUUAAUAUAUCUGCCAGGUUGAAAUUCAACACGUACUACGCGAAGCAGCUAGAAAAGUUCUGCGCUGACGGCAAGUUCCUGUGUGUUGAUAUGCGCGCCACCUAGCGGCGGAAGAAGCGCAAUCGCGCGCCCCGCGUCACCGCUGUGUGAUGAUAAUUGCCAUGCCAAAAUUUUAUUGCCAUAUUUUUGUGUAUUAUUUUCGAUUUUUAUUGAUGACUAGACAUUGUAUUGAAUUCCUGGCAGAAUAUUCUGGUUUAACUUUUAGGUCAAGUACGUUUAGCACAAAAUUAACGAUAUUUUGUCGAUUAGUAUACCUUAAUAUUAUUUUUCUGAUAGAAGAUGCGUUCUGUACCUUCCAUAUUAACCACGCGAAUAAUAUUUCAUAUAUAAGUUACUAUUUUGUCCACAGAGCAUAUUGCUCAAGAUUCGCCUAAAAUUAAUAAAUAAAUACUAUAAUGAUCAUUGCCGUAAUUUUAUAAAUGGAAUCUAACAUUAUUACAAAAUUAAAUUUCUCAUAAUGUUAGGAUUUAUAAGUGCGGAAAAUAACAUUGUUCAAAAUCUAAUUUUAUUUAUUAAUAUAGAAUCAAAAAAGUUCCUCAAACAACAGAUCAUUAUGUAUAUCGACGGAAUUGACUUUUUGUGUAUAUGACAACUCUAAUUUAUAAAACUCAACGACAAUUAAUCUCUAUUUAUUAAAAACAAUGCUAUAAACCGGGCCAUUAAAAGUACAAAAUAAAUAUCUGAAAUAUUUUCCGUCACAGUAUUUUUGAUAAAUUAAAUACAAUACUAUAGGGAACCUUAAAUUCAAAAAUAGAACCAAUUCCGAAUGACAGGUCACAAAGUUCUUGUGUUUAAAUGAACUUGAAUUUAUAAAUGGAAUCAACUCCGAAAACCGUUAAAAAAUUCUAAAGUUAAAUUCAAAAAUGGAACUAAUUCCAAAAACACGGUCACAAAUAAAACAAGUUUUACACUUCUAUAGUAUUGUUAUUCACAGCCUAAAUAGAACAAAUAAAAUUAACAUUAAAUGACGUUUAAUAUUUAAAAUUAGAAUUGGAAUGUAGCGUAACAUAGUAUAGUAUAACAUAAUUUAGAAUACUCAUUACAAAAAUAUACAUUUAGUCGAUUUUAACACCAAUUUAACUUAGUAUAUACUGAAAAAAAAUUGAAAAAUUAAUUAAUGUCGCAGUAUAUUAAGGGUUAUAUUAUACCAAUAGUGAGUCAUUUUUCAUAUUAAGACGUAAAGCUAUAAUGUCCAUUUUUAAUAUAAAAAAUGUAAAUUUCCAAAUUCAAUUCGAUACUAGAGAUUUUUCCAAAACAUCGUAUAAAUUGGAAGUAAAAUGUUUUUAUAAAUCUAAAAAUAAAAGGUUAGGGUUCAUUUAUCAAGUGCCAUGCCAUAAAAAUGUGUUUGCAGAUAGGUGUUUCUGUUUUUGAAGAUUCAUACAAAAUAAGUAGGGUAAAUCUUUACGCUUUAAACCAUUUUUUAUACAGUAGUUGUAGUGAUACAUGUUGUGAAAGUAUUCUUCCAUAGAUUAUACUAGUCACAUGAUCAGACAAUUAAAAUAGUGCCAUUGUAGGUUUUUUUAAAGCUGGUUCAUUCCAAUUUAGACUAAAUUCGGCUGUUGUAU
Messenger RNA from Pieris brassicae (large cabbage white), 4350 nucleotides. Its product is annotated as gamma-tubulin complex component 2-like. Lineage: Eukaryota; Metazoa; Arthropoda; Insecta; Lepidoptera; Pieridae. The transcript is spliced from 16 exons. The coding region runs from base 296 to 2830 and encodes 844 amino acids. Gene Ontology annotation, cellular component: spindle pole; gamma-tubulin small complex; equatorial microtubule organizing center. Gene Ontology annotation, biological process: meiotic cell cycle; cytoplasmic microtubule organization; mitotic cell cycle. Gene Ontology annotation, molecular function: microtubule minus-end binding; gamma-tubulin binding. The record is from RefSeq and is a predicted model, not a curated record.